GCCGACCGUUGAGCCUCCAUCUUUCUCUCAAAUUCCCAAAAACCCGUCACACCCUUAAGACGCGGUCAAACUCCACUACUCUGUCAAAUCUUUGUUUCCAACACAUAGAAUACUAUGCCGUUCAACACAGAGCUUACACGCGCCCUCGGCAUUAGAAUACCCGUUGUCCAAGGUGGCAUGCAAUGGGUAGGCUAUGCCGAGCUGGCCUCAGCCGUCUCGAAUGCUGGCGGUCUAGGAAUACUCACAGCCCUCACCCAACCCUCCCCCGAAGAUCUCCGCAAAGAAAUUCGCCGCUGCCGCACCAUGACCAAAAAUCCCUUCGGCGUCAAUCUCACCCUCCUCCCCGCCAUGGUGCCCCCCGACUACGCCGCCUACGCCCGCGUCAUCAUCGAGGAGAAAGUAAGCAUCGUCGAGACCGCCGGCAACUCUCCCGGCCCCGUAAUCAAGCAGCUCAAAGCAGCCGGCACAACAAUCCUACACAAGUGCACCACGAUUCGCCACGCCCACUCCGCCGUGAAGCUCGGCGUGGACUUCCUAAGCAUCGACGGUUUUGAAUGCGCAGGACACGUAGGCGAGACAGAUAUCACGAACUUCAUCCUGCUCUCGCGCGCACGCCAGAGUCUCGGCGUGCCAUUCAUUGCAUCCGGCGGCUUCGCAGACGGCCAAGGUCUCGCUGCCGCUCUCGCACUCGGCGCAUGCGGCAUCAACAUGGGAACACGGUUCAUGUGCACGGUCGAAGCGCCGAUCCACGAGAACAUCAAGAAAGCCAUCGUCGAAGCCCAGGAGACGGACACAGCGCUUGUUCUGCGCCGAUGGAAGAACACGUCGCGCCUUUUCGCCAAUAAAGUCGCUCUCCAAGCGGUGGAUAUUGAGAAAACGAGCCCAACAGGCAAGUUCGAAGAAGUCGCUGAGUACGUGUCUGGAAAGCGUGGAAGGCAGGUGUUCCUCAAUGGUGAUAAGGACUUCGGUGUUUGGACUGCGGGACAGGUCAUUGGGCUGAUUCAUGAUAUACCCACCAACGAGCAACUGCUCAAGCGUAUUGAGAAAGAGGCGGUUGAGACGAUGAGGCAGAACCAUGCACUCUAUAUUGAAGAGGGGCAGGAACCGGUUGCGGAGGGUGCGACGGUGGGGAAGAAAGACAACAAUCCCGGCGCGGAGAUCUGGGGGAUUGGGAAGAGUAAGCUGUAGAUGAGGAGAUUCUUUGGUCGAAUAUACCAUUGUUGGAUGUUGAUUGAAUGCGUGAUCAAGAAUCUUCAU
This is a messenger RNA of Macroventuria anomochaeta, 1257 nucleotides long. RefSeq names its product inosine monophosphate dehydrogenase. The coding region runs from base 115 to 1188 and encodes 357 amino acids. The record is from RefSeq and is a predicted model, not a curated record. Gene Ontology annotation, molecular function: nitronate monooxygenase activity. NCBI's taxonomy places the organism in Eukaryota, Fungi, Ascomycota, Dothideomycetes, Pleosporales, Didymellaceae. The transcript is spliced from 3 exons.